AUGGCCACCCUAGAAAAUCGCGGCAUCAUAAAAACAGCGCAAUAUCAUGCCUCCCUUGCUGAAAUUCCGAUCCCAGCGCUAAGACCGGAGUAUAUCCUCGUCCGCACCAUAGCUGUAGCUCUGAAUCCCACAGACUGGCAGACUGUCGAUGAGGCGCUGAAGGAUGGGACGCCGUAUACCCUUCUUGGGUGCGAUGCUGCUGGAAUCGUUGUUGAAGUCGGGAGUAAGGUGACGAAGGAUUUCAAGGUUGGGGAUAGGAUCGCGGGGAUGGCACACGGAGGAAACGAUCUUGAGCCCCAAGACGGCACCUUCGCAUCGUACAUCCUUGUGAAAGGCGACAUAGCAAUGCAUAUCCCGCCGAACCUCUCCUUCGAGGAAGCAGCCACGCUCCCCUGCGGUCUCGCAACCGUAGCACUGGCUUUAUACAAGCAUCUCUCCCUACCACUCCCUGAUUUUCCCAUCAACCAGGAAGAGAAGAAAGACGGGCGGGCGAUUUUGAUUUACGGCGGCAGCACAGCGACCGGCACGCUCGCCAUCCAGUUUGCGAAACUAUCUGGAUUACAAGUCCUCACCACCUCCUCCGCGCACAAUUUCUCCCUCCUCAAGAGCCUAGGAGCAAAUCACGUGAUCGAUUAUGUUCCCCCCAGCGCGACCCCUCGUGUGGCUCUAAACUCAAUGCCCUCACCCAAAAUAACCCUUACCAUAGUCCUCGACACGAUCGCCACUCCCUCGUCCGCGGAAAUCUGCGCCCAAGCCCUAUCCUCCUCACACUCAACUUCAACCCCAAAGCAGUCAAUUUACGUCAACCUAAUGGACAUCCCGUUCCCGCGCCCGGAAUCAGAGGUCAAAAACGUAUUUUUGCUCGGAUACACGGCUACGGGCGAGGCGUUCGAGAUUGAAGGGGAACGGUGGGAAGUUGUGCCUGAGGAUUGGGAGUUGGCGAAGAGGAUGAUAAGGUUGGCUGAGGGGUUGGUCGAAGAGGGGAGGGCGAAGGCGCAUCCGGCGAAAAUUAUGGAAGGCGGUUUAGAGGGGACUUUGGGGGGCAUGCAGAUGUUGAAGGAGGGGAGGGCUAGUGGUGUGAAGUUGGUUUAUCGGGUUGGUGAGCUUUGAGCAGUAGUAAGAAGCGGCGGAAAGAUUGAAGCGAGCUCGCUCAAAAAAUUAUGCAAAAAUAAAAUUCGCACCCACCAAAGCAUGCAUGGCCUACUUCCAGGCUUCCAAAGGUUUAAGAAGCAAAAGAAAUCCUUUUGGACCAAGAAACUCAGCUUUCGCUUGGUUUACUUGUGGCAGAGCAUCUCAUCCUCACACGCCGUUACUCAAGUUACCACAUUGGUAGAUAGUUUCGCUACCGCAGUAGAAGUUAGAGCCGGGCACAUACUAUGUAUGUCCAGAAACUUAACUUGCGCUAAGCUUACGACUAGAGACUUCUUAUUGACAAAAUUGCUUAUUUCAAUAUAUAAGGCCUACAGGAAAGCGCCAGGCCGUGCACGUGAAGACACGUGAGGAGCAAAAUAAAAACAUGCCCCUAAAUCGAAACAAAUCCCACCAACCCGGUUUACGAAUCGAGAGAAGCAACAUGUUUU
Messenger RNA from Hyaloscypha bicolor E, 1580 nucleotides. Its product is annotated as putative zinc-binding oxidoreductase ToxD. The transcript is spliced from 5 exons. The coding region runs from base 1 to 1110 and encodes 369 amino acids. Gene Ontology annotation, molecular function: oxidoreductase activity, acting on NAD(P)H. Lineage: Eukaryota; Fungi; Ascomycota; Leotiomycetes; Helotiales; Hyaloscyphaceae. The record is from RefSeq and is a predicted model, not a curated record.